AUUCUGAAUCUGAAUCAUCAUGAUCAAUGACUCGCUUCGGCUUUCUUUCUAGCUCACACACUUUCAAUGGAUUCUUUGUCCUUUGCUUUGAUGUUUUCCUUCUCAAGCUGCUGAGUAUCAAACGGGUCUCACGUAUUCCUACGUAUCUCUCUUCCCAAAGGUCAAAGUUUGAAUCUAGUUUGCGAUAAUUAUAUAUUUUGGCUUCCGCUUAUAAUCCUCCAUCCUGCGCAGUUUCUGCAUCAAUGGCGGAACCUAAAGAAAGGUAUGGUGUUGUUACAGGAGCGAACAGAGGGAUCGGGUUGGAGACUGUGAAAAUGUUGGCCUCCAAUGGAGUCAAGGUGGUUCUCACAGCAAGAGAUGAGAAGAGGGGCCUCGAAGCCCUUGAGAAAUUGAAAGCCUUUGGCAUCUCCCACCUUGUAAUUUUUCAUCAGCUUGAUGUGAUGGACACCGCUAGUAUUGCUUCUCUUGUGGAUUUUGUUAAAACCCAAUUUGGGAGACUUGAUAUUCUGGUGAACAAUGCAGCGAUCAGCGGAUUAAAUUUGGAUGAGUUGGGGGAGGGCCCACCUUACAAUUGGAGGGCAUUGACUCAAACUUAUGAGUUGGCUGAGAAAUGUCUGCAAACAAACUACUAUGGCGCUAAGGAAACAACGGAGGCUUUUCUUCCCCUUCUUCAGCUGUCCAAUUCUCCAAGGAUUGUUAAUGUUUCCUCCCAAGCAGGGUUGUUGAAGAACAUACCGAACAAGUGGGCGACAGGGGUGCUUGAUGGUGUUGAUGAUCUUACAGAGGAGAGACUAGAUGAGGUAGUAAGAGAGUUUGUCAAAGACUUCAAAGAAGGAACAGUGGAAGCCAAAGGAUGGCCAACUUUUCUGUCUGCUUAUAUGGUUUCAAAAGCAGCCAUGAAUUCUUACACAAGGAUUCUGGCGAGAAAGUACCCAAACAUGUGUAUUAACUGUGUCUGUCCUGGAUUCGUAAAAACAGACAUUAACAGAAACAGUGGUAUCUUAUCUGUGGAAGAUGGUGCUGCUAGUGUUGUAAGAUUAGCUUUGCUCCCAAAUGGUUCACCUUCUGGCCUCUUCUUUGCUCGCCAUGAAGUGUCCAGCUUAUUCCAAAAUCUCUAUUUAAAGCACACAUACCAUUACUUUCAUGAGAAUCGUCAUCGAGCAACAAUGGUGGGAAGAACAUUAAGAUCUGCUCUGUUUUUCUUCGUCGCUUUCUCUGCUCUCCUCACAUCUCAGCAUUCCAAUGCUUAUCCCCUCUCAACCCAAAGCCGAUGGAUCAUGGACGACUUCAAUGGCGAACGAGCCAAACUAGUGUGCGGCAACUGGGCGGGACACCUUCAGCCGAUGCUUCCAGAAGGUCUGGACAAGCGGCCAUUGAAGGAGAUGGUGGCUCAAAUAGUGAAGUACAAGUUCAAUUGCGUGCGUCUGACGUACGCGAUCUACAUGUGGACUCGCUACAUGGAUCGCAAUGCGGGAAAAACCCUAGAGGAAUUGGACAUUCCGGAGACGGUGGAAGGGAUUAAGAAGAACAAUCCGUGGGCGCUGAACAAGACGCAUGUGGAGGCGUUUGAAGAAGUGGUGCGGGAGCUUGGGAAUCAGAAGGUGAAGGUGUUGCUGGAUAAUCAUGUGAGCGAUCCCAAAUGGUGCUGCGCCGAUGACGAUGAGAAUGGCUUCUUCAAUGACAGGCACUUCGAUCCCAACGAGUGGGUGAAGGGCCUCACUUUGGCAGCCCAACGCUUUUCUGGGAAUUCCGCCGUGGUGGCCAUGAGCUUGAGGAAUGAACUCCAUGGUCCUCGUCAAUACGUGGGUGAUUGGUACAUUUAUAUGAGCCAAGGAGCAACAGCAGUUCACAAGGCGAACCCAAAUGUGCUGGUGGUUGUCUCAGGCCUCAACUACGACACUGAGCUUCAGUUCCUAAAGAAAAGGCCUCUUCACUUAGGUUUGGGCAGGAAAUUGGUGUUUGAGACACAUUUGUAUUCAUGGUCUGGAAUUGGAACACUAAAGCUGAAAGAUAUCUGGACUAAGCAGCCAUUGAACAGAAUUUGUGCCAGAGCCAUUAACGGCAUAGACCACAGAGCGGGGUUCCUUACUCGUGGCGACAAUGCUUUUCCUUUGAUUUUCACAGAAUUUGGGUUCGACCAAGAAGGUUCUACUGAAGCAGACAACAAGUACUUGACUUGCCUUCAAACCUACCUUGUUGGGAGAGACCUGGAUUGGGGCCUCUGGGCUUUGCAAGGUGGCUAUUACCUGAGAGAAGACCAGGUUCAACUUGAGGAGACAUUUGGUGUCAUGGAUGCCUCCUGGCAAAAUCUGAGGUUCCCAAACUUCACCCAACUCUUCCAACUCCUUCAAAGGAAGAAUCAAGAUCCAACUUCCAAAUUCCCUAUUGCAAAUAUCUUGUACUACCCACUGAGUGGCCAGUGUGUCCACGUUAACCAGAAGAAUGAGCUUGAAGUGGGAAGUUGUGAGAACAAGAUCGAGAGAUGGGUUCAUGAAGAUGGAUCUCAGAUUCUCUUAAGUGGUACGAACAAAUGCCUAACUGCAUCAGGUGAAGGGCUUCCUGUUGUCGUGUCUGAUGGUAAUAAUUGCCAGAGCAAGCAGAGUAGUUCUUGGAAGUCUGCGUCACUCUCAAAGCUUCACUUGGCUACGGUGGACCAGCAUGGCAAGCAAUUGUGCCUGCACCAGGACGCAAACUCUUCAACAAUUGUGACAAGAAGAUGCAUCUGUAUACUAGAUGAUCCUACUUGUUUGGACGAUCCCAGAAGCCAGUGGUUCCAGUUUGCCGUUGUGACAGGAGCCAACAAGGGGCUUGGGUAUGGAAUAUGCAAGAAGUUGGCAGCAAGAGGGGUGACGGUGGUGCUCACAGCAAGAGAUGAGAAGAGAGGGCUGGGAGCAGUUGAGAAGCUCAAACAGUUUGGUGUGUCGUCAGACUCUCUGGUGUUUCAUCAGCUUGAUGUCACUGAUCCUUCAAGCAUUGCUUCCUUAACUCAUUUCAUCACCACCACCUUUGGCAAACUUGACAUCUUGGUAAACAAUGCAGGUGUCUCUCCAGGAACAGUGAACGGCGAAGCUUUGUUCAAAAAAGUUAGUGGGGAGAACAUAGAUUGGGAUGAAAUAGUAAAAUGCAAUGUGGAGAUGUCAAAGCAAUGUGUUGAAACUAAUUACUUUGGUGCUGUUGGAGUGACUGAAGCCCUCCUUCCUCUGCUUCAAUUAUCCAAUUGUCCCACCAUUCUCAAUGUCACCUCUCUUGCUGGACUCAUCAAGCUCAUAAGAAAUGAACGUGCCAGAAAGGUACUAAGUGACUUGGAGAGUCUUACAAGAGAAAAACUUGAUGGGGUGGUGAGUGAGUUCAUCAAGGACUAUGAAGAAGGAACAUGGAAUGAGAAAGGAUGGCCAACCAUGACGCCUGCCAAUACAGUGGCCAAGACAGCCCUUAAUGUGUACACAAGAUUAAUCUCCAAGAAGUACCCGAGUUUCCGAGUUAACUCGGUGUCUCCAGGAUUUGUGAAGACUGAUAUGACUCAGAACUAUGGAUUCUCAACUGUUGAUGAAGCUGCUGAACAUCUCCUGAGAUUAGCUCUUCUGCCUUCUACAGGUCCCACCGGUCUCUUCUUUGAUAGGGACAGAGCCACACCAUUGGAAUAAUCAUUAUUCGUUAAGCUUAGCUUUUACUUUGGUCUGAUGCUGCGUUCGAGUUAUUUUUCAAGUAAUUAAGAAUAAGAAUGCCGAUGCUUUAAUUUAUUUGAAAUUAAUUUCUCUUCGUGUUGUUGUAUU
Molecule: messenger RNA, 3773 nt
Organism: Neltuma alba
Lineage: Eukaryota; Viridiplantae; Streptophyta; Magnoliopsida; Fabales; Fabaceae
Exons: 12
Coding region: 243-3644 (1133 amino acids)
Biological process (GO): polysaccharide catabolic process
Cellular component (GO): membrane
Molecular function (GO): hydrolase activity, hydrolyzing O-glycosyl compounds; oxidoreductase activity, acting on the CH-OH group of donors, NAD or NADP as acceptor
Source: RefSeq, a predicted model, not a curated record